CGCCGGGGGCGGGGCAGGAACCAGAGCACGGCGGAAGUGACGACGACGGCGCUGAGCCCUCAGAGACUGGGCUGAUGUUGGAGGUCACUCACUUUUCUGGUCCCCGUUAGAGUCAGUCAACGGAGCACUGGAUGGACCAGGCAGAGGCUGUGUCCGGAACCGCGGAGGCUUUUCCUUUCUCUGCCCCCGCCGUCGUCUCUAUGGCAACCUGCGGUUCUGGGGCUGAGCGCUGAAGCGGAAAACUAGGAGGCGGGGCUUGGCCAGAGCGGGGCGUCCAGCGGGAAGCGGGGCGACGCGCGUCUCGUGACACUUGAAAGUAACACAUUUGAUGUGGCAGAACUUACCGUGGGCCAGAACCCACUUCGUCGGGCACGGCAUUUAUUGUCACUGUUAUCCUCAGCUGGCAGAGAGACAUGUAUACAGGAAUUAAUUUUCAGCUCUGUUUUGUGUAAAACAUUGGUCCAACAGUGCUGUAUCUCUUUCAUCCAAAGUACCAGCAAGACCUCAGUAAGAAGCAGAGUCCUUAUGAAGUAAACAGAAAUAGGUGUUGAUAUCUUCAUUCCAUGGAUCCUCUGGGCGCUCCUUCCCAUUUUGUGGAUAUUGAUAGUUUGACAGGAUGGACUGAGCUUUAUGAAGCCGACAAGUUGAACUCCUCUCAAAUUCCACCUGAAAAAAACCAAUUUGAUGUUCAUUCACCCUUCCCAUAUAGGAAAGACAUCAAUGCAAAAAUAAUAUUGUGGAACGGUGAUGUAGCAUUGCUAUCCUGCACAGCCAUAGUCAACACCAGUAAUGAGUCUCUCACUGAUAAGAAUCCAGUGUCUGAAAGUAUCUACAUGCAUGCAGGACCUGACCUGAGGGCUGAGCUACAGAAACUCAAAGGCUGCCGGACAGGGGAGGCAAAGCUGACAAAGGGAUUUAAUCUUGCUGCUCGUUUCAUUAUCCACACUGUGGGCCCCAAAUACAAGAGUCGAUACCGAACAGCAGCAGAGAGCUCCUUGUACAGCUGCUACCGCAACAUCCUACAACUUGCAAAGGAGCAAGCAAUGUCCUCCGUGGGAUUCUGCGUGAUAAACACGAUUAAGCGAGGUUACCCUUUAGUCGAUGCCACCCACAUAGCACUGCGAACAGUCAGGCGAUUUCUAGAGAUUCAUGGGGAAACACUUGAAAAAGUGGUGUUCGCAGUAUCUGAGCUUGAAGAGGCCACCUAUCGGAAGAUGCUGCCUCUGUAUUUCCCAAGAUCACUAGAAGAGGAAAAUCAGUCCUUGCCGUUCCUUCCUGCUGAUAUUGGUAAUGCAGAAGGGGAACCAGUGGUGCCAGAACGUCAGAUCAGAAUUAGUGAAAAACCUGGUGUUUCAGAGGAUAAUUCUGAUGAAGAGGGACUGGAGGCAGACUUGUCAUUUAUUGGCUCCCAUGCUUUUGCCCGCAUGGAGGGGGAUGUUGAUAAACAGAGGCGUCUCAUCCUUCAAGGGCAACUCUCGGAAGCAGCACUACAGAAACAACAUCAGAGAAAUUACAACCGCUGGCUUUGUCGGGCAAGAGCAGAGGACUUGUCUGAUAUUGCUUCCCUUAAGGCUUUGUACCAGACAGGUGUGGAUAACUGUGGCCGUACAGUUAUGGCAGUGGUUGGAAGGAAUAUUCCUGUAACUCUUAUAGACAUGGAGAAGGCUCUCUUGUAUUUCAUCCAUGUGAUGGACCACAUUGCAGUGAAGGAAUAUGUCAUUGUGUAUUUCCAUACUCUCACUAAUGUCUACAAUCACCUGGAUUCAGACUUCCUGAAGAAAAUCUAUGAUAUAGUUGAUGUCAAGUACAAAAGAAAUCUGAAGGCCUUGUACUUCGUCCAUCCAACAUUUCGCUCCAAGGUUUCAACAUGGUUUUUCACAACCUUUACUGUCUCGGGGUUAAAGGACAAGCUCCACCAUGUGGAAAGCCUCCAGCAGUUGUUCACAGCCAUCCCCCCUGAACAGAUAGACUUCCCUCCAUUUGUUCUUGAAUAUGAUGCCAGGGAAAAUGGACCUUACUAUUCUUAUCCUUCCUCUCCAGACCUCUGACCCCCAAGCUCUGCUGUUGUUUCUGGUUUCACACCAUCCUAUGACCUGCUGCUUGCCAAUACCAUAUGUGCUGAGCUGAUCCAAUCUAUGUACAGAGAUCAGAGCGAGGGCUUUCCUCCCUUCCUCUGGUAUUUUUUUACAAUGAGAUAUUUGCAAGCACAUAAGCAAUCAGAAAGCUAUAUCACUAUGCACUCUUUAUUUCAGACCUGUCUAUUGAGUGGAAAAAUUGGUUUUGGACAUGGAGUGGAUUUUAUUUUUUCUUUCUGGAUAUCAAGAUAUAUUUUCCUGUUAAUACAACUUUCUCUUUAGCCAUUCCAGGGCCAGUUUUUAAUCUAAUUCUGCAAGUUCUCAGAUCAUCUUUCAGUGCCAGAAUUCAGGCCAAUUUGUGGGGGGAAAGAUGUUCUGUGGUCUUUGCACUUCAAAGCCACCAUUAGUGCUGAGAUUUCCUCAGAGAACCAUCUAGCUGCAGACUGGGCAAAGCACUGCUGCCUGUCCCAAAGUUGCUGCAGUGUUGAGUGUCGUCAAUGCAACUUGAGCUUGGAAUCUGAUAAUCUGUCUCUUUCCCUGGAUGAUGUGAGAGAUAAGGGUGCUGCUGCUCCUCUGCCGCUAAAUAAUAAAACUGCAAGACACACUAGCAGUGUCUCCUGUAGUUCCUAGUACCUGUGGACUCCUCUUUGAGAUGACAAGAUGUAUGGAUGCUGUACAUGAGUGCCAUUGGAGUCGGCCACAAGCCAAGGCUCUGAUUAUUGAAAUCUGUAUCGUAUGUAGAAAAUCAAUAAUGCAACUUUUGUCUUAAAUAAUAAAUUAUUUGUAUCUGC
Messenger RNA from Hemicordylus capensis (graceful crag lizard), 2866 nucleotides. RefSeq names its product ganglioside induced differentiation associated protein 2 (gene GDAP2). The transcript is spliced from 16 exons. NCBI's taxonomy places the organism in Eukaryota, Metazoa, Chordata, Lepidosauria, Squamata, Cordylidae. Bases 564 to 2048 code for a protein of 494 amino acids. The record is from RefSeq and is a predicted model, not a curated record.